Molecule: messenger RNA, 1480 nt
Organism: Ectocarpus siliculosus
Lineage: Eukaryota; Phaeophyceae; Ectocarpales; Ectocarpaceae
Source: the annotation of a GenBank genome assembly
CCGUUGUCGCUCGUACUUCAUGCUGCUGCGUGGCGUUCACGGACGGUUGUGCAAACCUCUUGCACAUGCCCGAGCUUUGGGGGUGGUUCGGCUAGGCCCGAACUUGGAAGCAUGUGCUUUUGGCACGGACACACGGCAGCAAGAACCCAAGAGGCGUACGGUGGUAGCAGAGGCCGGGCAUCUCAUGAAGUUGUACUCCCAGUUGUCCAAGCACCGUUUGAGCGCGUUGGUUAUGUCGACAACGUCCGCCGGUUACCUGGCGGCUGGAGGACCGGUCGAUGCCCUUGCGCUCACGAGUGCUUGUGUCGGCACGAUGCUCGCGUCGAGCUCGGCCAACACGUUCAACCAAGUCAUCGAGACUGCGAAUGAUGCCCGAAUGCAUCGGACACGGGCCCGUCCGCUCCCUUCCGGGAGGAUUUCGCGCCAGCACGCGCUAGGGUGGGGAGUAGCGUCAGGUACUGCUGGCAUCACUGUUCUCGCGGCGGGCUCCAACCCACUUACGGCUACCCUUGGUGCAGCCAACCUGCUCUUGUAUGUCGGGCCGUACACGCUGUCGAAGACGAGGUCGGAGAUCAACACAUGGGUAGGCUCGGUUGUUGGCGCCGUGCCGCCUUUGAUGGGGUGGGCAGCCGCCACAGGCGAAUUGGUCGCCGUGGAGCCGCUGUUGUUGGCCACGUACCUUUUCAUGUGGCAAUUUCCGCACUUCUUCUCUCUUGCCUGGCUUCACCGUGAGGACUACGCCAGAGGGGGCUUCGCGAUGGUCCCAUGCGCCGAUCCAACAGGGAGUAGAACAGCAAGCCUCGUGACACGGUACUCUUGGUACCUUGUGCCCAUUCCGUUAGCAGCAGCCGCUCUGGAUGCUACGAGCUGGAUGUUCGCGGUAGAGGGCACAGCUUUCAAUGCGUACCUCCUCUACCACGCCUACCGAUUUGAUGGGGACAAAUCCAAUGCAAACGCCAGAGGAGUCUUCAAGGCGUCGCUGUGGCAUCUGCCAGCUGUCCUGGCAUUGUUCGUGUUCCACUCGCGUCGUUGGGAGCUGGAGGACAAAGCGGAGGACGAGCAGCUAGGCACACUCAUCCAAAGAAUAAGGGCGCGCCUCACGAAACUAUGCCUGCACGAAAUCGUGCAAAAGGAUGAGGCAGCGUCCUUUUGCCCAGUGGUAGUCGUAGAAGAAGUCGGGGCGGAGGCUCAGAACAUCGCGACGACGGCAGCUCACAAGGAGGAGAGUCUGCAGGCACGGAGUGAUAUCGGUAGCUAGGCAGAUAGCCCAGGCACAUCAUGAAUAGAACGCUUUCGCGAUUGUGAUAUUGCUUUCCCCCAAGAGCGAGCGGUUACGACCCUGGAAUCAAUACCCGCUUCCGGGCUAGCUGCUGUAGCACGACGUGCUCGAACGACGUGUGUUCAACUUCUACUCAGCGCACCGGCAUAAAAACGCGUAGCUUCAUAGCCAACAACGUAAGCCUCGCACGCUGUGCGUAAA